Messenger RNA from Macadamia integrifolia, 2376 nucleotides. RefSeq lists its product as uncharacterized. The record is from RefSeq and is a predicted model, not a curated record. NCBI's taxonomy places the organism in Eukaryota, Viridiplantae, Streptophyta, Magnoliopsida, Proteales, Proteaceae. The transcript has 9 exons. The coding region runs from base 1 to 1932 and encodes 643 amino acids.
AUGGCUACUAGUGGUAGUGGCGGGCCAUCUGCUAGCACUGGAGCAUCAACAUAUGAUCCAAGCAAAGAUCCAACUAGGAAGGCCAAAUCAAAAGACCCCGGGUGGAAGUAUGGAUAUUUGCCAGAUCUUAAUGAUAAGAACUUAGUGCGAUGUACACUUUGUGGAAAAGAUGCCAAAGGAGGAAUCAAAAGGCUUAAGCAACAUUUAAUUGGUGGGUAUGGAGAUAUAUCAAAGUGCCCAAAAACAAUUGCAGCAAUCGCUAGAGAGAUGCAUGAAGCUAUCAUGCGAAAUCAGAAGAGGAAGCCUUAUGUAUUUGAUGAGGAUUAUUCUGUUGAUCAUCAGCAGGGAGAGGAUUUGCUUGAAGAGAUAGAAAGUGGAGGGCAACUCCAGUCUGUAAAGGGUCCGAUAGAUUCUUAUCUUCGACGGACUCCUGAAGAAAUAGUUGGUGAGAGGAGGUCUAAAGGUUCUACCCAGACAACAAUACAAAGCAGCUUAAGAUCAAAUGCAGACAGAGAGAAAACUAAUGCAUAUGUUGCAAAAUGGUUUUAUAAAACUGGCAUCCCAUUCAAAACAGUCAAGUUAAGGAGCUUUGAGGAGAUGGUUGAAGCCAUUGCGCAGUUUGGGUCAGGAUAUAAGCCCCCUUCUUACCAUGAGUUGAGAGUGCCCUUGCUACAGGAUGAAAAAGCUCAGAUUGACUAUAUCAAGAAGAAAUAUGAAGAUUAUUGGAAAAUGCACGGGUGCACUCUUAUGUAUGAUGGGUGGACUGACAAGAGAGGUAGACACUUGAUUAAUUUCCUUGUCAAUUGUCCAUUGGGGACUUAUUUUAUGGGCUCUGUAGAUGUAUCUAGUGAGUCUCAAUAUGCAGACAUGUUAUUUCAGCUGCUUGAUAGUAAAAUUGAAGAAAUUGGGGAGGAUAAUGUGGUACAAGUAGUUACAGACAAUGCAGCUAAUUAUGUUGCAGCUGCUCAUUGUUUGGACCUCAUGUUAGAAGAUAUUGGCAAGUUGAAAGCUUAUAAAACAACAAUAGAGAGGGCAAAAACAAUGACAAGUUUUAUCUACAGACAUUACAAACUCGUUGAUGCUUUGAGGAAAAAGACAAAUGGAAUAGAUCUGGUGAGGUCUGGAGUUAAAAGAUUUGCUACCUCAUUCUUGACACUACAAAGUUUGUACAAGAACAAGGAUGCCUUGAAGCAAUUAUUUGUAUUUGAUGAUUGGAAUAGUUCUAAGUUGUCCAAGACAGAGGCAGGUAAGAAAGUACUUGAGACAAUACUUGCACAAACAUUCUGGAACAGUGUACUAGAUUGCUUAAGAGCAUCCCAACCAAUUUUAGUUGUCUUGAGGGGGAGGGCCACUAUUGAGGAAUCGUCAGAUGAUGAAGUUGAAGAAGAGGUCGACGAUGUGGUGCGUGAUGAUGAAGAUAUUGAAGAAGACUUUGGUGAUGGGCCAACUGAUUCUAUGAGUCAACAACAACAGGAGGGAGAAGAAGUGUUUUUAAUUCUCCCCAGGGGGUCAAACAUUAAAAUAUCAUGGUUCAUGGACUCAUGGUCUAUGAUGGACUUUGUGGAUCUUGUUUUGGGCAUCAUAGAGGUACCUUUUGGAUAUUCAAGGAAAGAUGUACUAUUGAUUGGGGUUGGAGUAACGGUUCUUGGAAUUGGAUUAAAGAGUGGGUUAGAGUUUGUUGGAGUUGAUCCUUUACAAGCAGGAAAUGUUGUUCAGCUGGUACUGGUCUUGGGUCUAACCAUUGGGUGGAUUUCUACAUACAUUUUUAGAGUCUCAAACAAGGAAAUGACAUAUGCUCAGCAGCUCCGUGAUUAUGAGAACAAAGUCAUGCAGAAACGGUUAGAAGGACUAACAGAAGCAGAGCUUGAGGCAUUGCUGGAGCAAGUUGAGGAAGAAAAAAACCGCCUUGCAAGUGGUGAGAAGCUUAACUGAAAUGCCAUUAUCUGAUGGAUAUUUCCUGUAUAGAAGUAGCUCUUCAAGCAGCGGCAAAGUAGCGAUGGAAAAAUAUGGCCUGGCUUAAAUAAGUCUGCUCUCUCGUCAUGUGGUAGACAUGCAUAGCACUGGUUUGAUGUGGAGUACCUCGUACAUCUCUUUGUCAACUCCCAAUACAAGCAUGGGAAGUGGAUAAAAAGUGUCCACAGGUUCUUUUAGUGUGAAGAAUGUCAUUUUAUUGUAAUGGAAUCUACUAGCAUUUUCUAGUAUUUGUUCAGUUUGGAUUUCUGUUGCUCUUCCCUGAUUGUGGAUAGAAAUGGUUUGGUGUAGAGUAGCUCAUACAUCUCAUAGUCAAUUCCCCAUAUAGGCAUAGGAGGUGGAUAAAAAGUUUAAAGAGUCAUUUUAUUGUAAUGGAAUCUAGUAGCAUUUUUCAGUUUUUGUUCA